This is a messenger RNA of Wallemia mellicola CBS 633.66, 1417 nucleotides long. Its product is annotated as acetylornithine aminotransferase. Bases 10 to 1281 code for a protein of 423 amino acids. Lineage: Eukaryota; Fungi; Basidiomycota; Wallemiomycetes; Wallemiales; Wallemiaceae. The record is from RefSeq and is a predicted model, not a curated record. The transcript has 2 exons. Gene Ontology annotation, molecular function: pyridoxal phosphate binding; transaminase activity; identical protein binding.
UUAGCAAGAAUGUCAGACUUUGUAAUGGAGCGAGGUGAAGGCAGCUACAUAUACACUGACAAGAAAAAAUUUUUGGACUUUUCUAGCGGUAUCGGGGUCACCAACCUCGGGCACUGCCAUCCCGUCGUUACAGAGGCUGUAAUCAACCAAGUAAAGACAAUCACACACGCGCAAUGUACUCUCGGUUUUUGCAGACCAUAUGUCGAAUUAGUCGAAAAGCUACUUCAGAUAAUGCCAGAUGAAUCACUAGACACGAUGCUUUUUCUAAACAGCGGUAGUGAGGCUAUAGACAAUGCCAUCAAGGUAGCGCGCAAGGCAACUGGUCGUCAGAAUGUUAUUUGCAUGCAGGGUGCGUUCCAUGGACGCACCUACGGUAGCUCAGCAUUAUCGCGCAGCAAAACAGUCUAUGCGCAUGAAGUCGGACCUGUAAUUAGCGGUGUCUUUGCUACAACUCUCCCUUACUGGCACCAAUUGGGCGUUCCGGCCGAAACUUCAGAAGACGCGGUCGUAGAGAGGGCCAUUUUUGAUCUGGAUGCACUUUUCCUGCAGCAAUGUGCACCACAAGACACAGCAGCCAUCUUUAUUGAACCAGUCAUAGGCGAGGGUGGUUACAUACCAGUGCCAAACUCUUACAUGAAAGCACUUCGCGAAAGAUGCGACAAGUAUGGCAUCUUGCUCGUUAUUGAUGAGAUUCAAAGCGGAUUUGGAAGGACUGGCGCAAUGUUCGCUAUUGAGCACUCAGGCGUUAGACCAGAUGUAAUGACGUUCGCCAAAGGUGUUGCCAAUGGCUUCCCUCUCAGUGGGAUAGUUGCUAGUGGAUCUAUUAUGCACAAGAUGGGACCAGGUAUGCAAGGAGGUACAUAUUCGGGCAACGCUGUCGCUUGUGCUGCUGGAUUGGCGGUUCACAAAGUGUUCAAGGAAGAGGAUAUCAUCGGAAAUGUGAAAUCGAGAAGUGCAGAGCUUUUCAAUAUGCUCAAUGAGUUGAAACAGUCAGAGGAAGGCAGGAAGCUCAUUGCUGACGUACGUGGCCAUGGUCUCAUGGUUGGUAUUGAAUUCAAAUCGAGCAAUUUAGCUAUACCUGCUGAAAAGAAUAUCACAUUCAGAGGAGUCGGUGAAAAAAUCCAUAAAAAGUGUAUUGAGAAAGGCUUAUUCAUUCUUACCACGUCUAUCUAUGAUGUCAUUCGUUUCAUCCCUCCUCUCAACAUCUCUAAGGCAGAAAUGGAACAAGGUUGCAAAAUUUUCAAGCAGUCAUUCUUUGAAACUGCUCCAGAGUAUUUGUAAAAUAAUAAAUUGAUUUGCUUUCCCUAAGGAUCAGCAUACACUCGCCAAUUUGUCGAACUUGGGCAGUUAAAUUCUGAAACCAAGAAGUAGGAUUAUAAAUGAUAAAUGAGGUUACAUCGAAUAACUAAGGGUUGGG